Messenger RNA from Pieris napi, 2259 nucleotides. It is a transcript of the gene Orc3, whose product is annotated as origin recognition complex subunit 3. Gene Ontology annotation, biological process: DNA replication initiation; DNA replication. The transcript is spliced from 13 exons. Gene Ontology annotation, molecular function: DNA replication origin binding. The record is from RefSeq and is a predicted model, not a curated record. The coding region runs from base 98 to 2221 and encodes 707 amino acids. Gene Ontology annotation, cellular component: nuclear pre-replicative complex; DNA replication preinitiation complex; nuclear origin of replication recognition complex. NCBI's taxonomy places the organism in Eukaryota, Metazoa, Arthropoda, Insecta, Lepidoptera, Pieridae.
CAGACGCGGGAACCGAAAUUUUACAAAAAAAAUUAUAAUCUGUGCGCAGUGCGAACUGCGAAACCAAGGAAACUUAAAUUUUACGGCCGAUAAGGAUAUGGAAUCUACAACAUCAGUGUCUAAGGGUGUGUUUUUAUUCCCAAAUGGUUACAAUAAUGGAAAGAAGUCCAAGAAAAAGUCGUUGUCAAUAUUUGAAUCAACGUUUUCUAAUGAACAGUGGUAUAGGACAUUUAAAAUGAAUUGGGAUGAAGUCGAAGACCAGCUAAGGAUACUCCAUGAAAUGACCCACAGUGUGCUCUUAAAUGAUAUAGUAAGUUACUUAAAAAUCUCACAACAGGGCUGUGAACUAAACAGUUGUGAUAAAAUAAUACCAUGUAUCACAUUAUUAACUGGUGUGAACCAACCUGAUCAUGUUGAUCAGUUUAAAUCUCUUAUAGGACUUAUAAGGGAAGACGUGAGUCCUCAUGUCGCUAUGGUAAAUUCACAAGAUGCACCAACAUUGAAACACUUAGUAGAAAAUACAGUUUGGCAGCUUAUUAAUGAUGAUAAUUUAGUGGGUGACUUAGAAGACAGCUUAGAUGAAUCAAGUAAGCCUAAAUUAAAGAAAAGUCGUUGUACCAUGAAGACUUUACAGAGUUGGUACAAUGAUAAUCUUGUGAAAUCUCCAAAGAAAAGGAAAAAGUCACAAUUGCCUCUAGUUGUUAUAAUACCGGACUUUGAAAGCUUCAAUUGUAAUGUUCUACAGGAUUUUGUUAUGAUAAUAAGUUCUUAUAUUUCAACUUUGCCGGUAGUACUUAUUUUUGGUGUGGCAACAUCUGUCUCUGCGUUGCAUAAAUCUUUUCCUUACCAAGUUUCAUCAAAGCUUCUUAUAAAAGUAUUUCAUUCACAGCCCUCUCAUGUAUAUAUGAAUCAAGUUUUGGAAAAUAUAUUCCUAACACAUUCAAGUCCAUUUCACUUAUCGGGAAAAGCGUUUGAGCUGUUGACGGAUGUUUUUCUCUUCUACGAUUUUUCUGUUACUGGAAUUAUUCAAAGUAUUAAGUACUGUAUGAUGGACUUCUUCUAUGCUGAUAAUAUUAAAUCAUUAUGCGGUGAUCGAGAGAAAUUAAACGCUAGGAUCUCAAAAUUAACAUCAGAUGAUCUGGAAAAUAUAAGACGUCUUCUAUCCUUCAGGCCAUUUCUAGAAGUACAGGAUUGUCAAACGAAGAUCGGUCUUUUUGAAGACGACAAUUUCUUCAAAGAGGUCCUACAAGAGGAACUGCACAAAUUGCAUGAUUAUUUGUUUAGUUUUUAUCUGUCUUUAAGAUUGUUAGCUGUGUUUGUUAAGGAUUUGCCGAAAAACGUCAUGGGGAAGUCGGUCAGAGAAAUAUACGCAAAAUGCGCAACAGAGCACAUAGUUAAAACAGAAGCUUUCAAGGAAAGCAUGCAAUUGAUAAACUUUCAGUCCAAAGUUCAAUUGCUUGAGACAAUUCAAAGUGCAAUUAAAGUCGUGAAUAACGCCCUACAAAGCACUUCCCCCGGACCUUUACGAUCUCCAACGAAAAAUAUGUUGAACAAAUCAAUUAAUAGCUUGGGAGAGGAGUUUGUUAAGAACAUUAAAAUACAUUUUGUGAUAUUUCGGCGGCAAAUCGAAAAUGCUAGUACUGAGGUGACGGUUCAAGAGGAGGACGAUGAUGAUUUCGAUUUGAGAGGAAGCCGACACAAAUUGAAAGAGAAACUCCUAAAAGCAACGAGGGUCGAUAGAAUCCAAUCAGAGUUUAUGAUGAUUCGAUCCCGUUUCGUGAAUUAUUUGGAGGAGAUAUUUGAGAAGUCCUUACUCCCGCCUCACACGCAGACAUUUCACGAGAUCCUGUUCUUCACUGAGGUGUCGAAUGUCAAGAAGCAGAUCGUUGGAGCUCCGCGAGGCGCCUUGCACGUUGCGCUUAGCAAUCCACAGUGUUAUUUACAGUGUAAAUGCUGCACGCUGCCGUCUCUGGAGAGCGUGUCGGAUACAAUCCCGGAUGUGAGUCUGGCUUAUAAGCUUCACCGCGAGUGCGGGAAGCACAUCAACCUAUACGACUGGCUCCAGGCUUUCGCCGCAAUCCUGUGCCCUGACAGCGAAGAUCCCGCACACGACCCCAAUAUUCAAGUGAGAUUCACCCGGGCGGUGGCUGAAUUACAGUUUCUUGGGUUCAUAAAAACCUCAAAAAGGAAGACCGAUCAUGUUAUGAGACUGACUUGGUGAUAUUGUAUUGAAUAAAGUGUUCGUGGGUUUUGCAUUCA